Lottia gigantea (owl limpet) is the source of this 1854-nucleotide messenger RNA. RefSeq lists its product as hypothetical. Gene Ontology annotation, cellular component: cell-cell junction. Gene Ontology annotation, molecular function: cell adhesion molecule binding. NCBI's taxonomy places the organism in Eukaryota, Metazoa, Mollusca, Gastropoda, Lottiidae. Gene Ontology annotation, biological process: cell-cell adhesion. Bases 1 to 1854 code for a protein of 617 amino acids. The record is from RefSeq and is a predicted model, not a curated record. The transcript is spliced from 13 exons.
AUGAGUGACGGUUUGAGACCAAACGGCCUCCGUGAAAGUUACACUAGCACGGAAACUGCCGAGGAUUGCCGAAUGGGUUUGAUACUGGAUACAAACAGCUAUGCUUUUUCUCGAUUAAACAGACUUCCGGAAAGGGCACGUUUGUUUUUAAGUUUACUAUUUCCACGAAUGAGACAUAAAAUGCUGUGGAUUGCUAUUAUGGUGAUGUGCUGUCUACAAACAGUUGAAAGUGAAGAGUGUGAUAAAACAGAAAUAAUUGUUGGUCAACUUGGAAAGGAACUGGUGUUAAAUUUUCCACUUUCUGAUCUCAGAGACGAGUAUAACAAAUAUAUCAUUGAACAUGAUAGUGUAAAAAAGUUUAAAGAUAAUGAAACUACAAUCCAGGAUCUCAAAAAUGACUCAAAUAUUCGGUUUAGAAAUAAGAUGAAUUCUAAAAAUGAAGAUAUAAUUUUUAUACAUGGUAAAUCAAAUAAUCUGAUCAGAAGUGGGACAGAAAUCACCAUGACUGAUGAUGCCUUCAUGGUAAAAAAAACAAAACUACAAAAAGAAGAUGCUGGAAUAUAUUGGAUCAAUUUCAAUGUAAUUCAUUUGGGACAGAAAGCUUUGAUUAUAGCAGGCAAACCCACAAUUGAAGGACGAUCUCCACCAAAUCCUGUUUUAAAACCAGAAGAUAACUAUACUUCAAUCUUACAACUAGAAUGUCACAGUGUUUCAACCAGUAUAGGAGAUUGUCAACCGGUCAAUAACCCUAUGUAUAUAAUGUGGUAUAAAAAUGGAAUGAGAAUGACUGAAUUAGAUCCAACUUUAUCUCAAAUUAACGUGACUGUAGACCAUAAUGGUGGAAACAUUACGUGUCUGGCUACAGAAUAUCUCCCUUGUUAUGAAAGACUACAGAACACAACAGAUUAUGAUGUUUUGAAUAUUGAAGAGUGUAAUAAUGUCUCUGAGAGUGAAACCUUUUACUAUAAACCUCAACAUGCACCCAUUAAUGUAGAACUAGAGCCAGAUCAAAGGGAGAUAACUGUGAAAAAAUAUGAGGAUUUGAAAGUAAAAUGUUCAGCUAAGUGUCACCCAAAGUGCAACGUAACAUGGGAGAAAGAUUUUCAAGACCUUGAAUCAAAUAGUUCGUUUUUCAUAACCGAGAAUUGGUUUGGAAAAGAUUUGAAAAUUGUGAACAUCAACAGUUCUCAUGAAGGUGUUUACGUCUGUCUUGUCAACAACACUCAUGGAGAAAACAAGAAGAAUUUUACUCUAAGUGUUACAGUUAAUCCCACAACUGUUAAUCCCACAACUGUUAAUCCCACCACAGUUAAUCCCACCAUAAAUAUUAAAGCUAAUUCUGAACCUGAGAACAAAGAAGUGAAAUCUGCAGAGAAGAAUAAUGUUAUUGUUGCGGUUACAGUUAUUAUUGUUAUUAUAGUAGCUGUUAUUGUAAUUGUUAUUAUAGUUAUCAUAUACAAGAAAUAUCAGAUUAUCAUAUACAAGAAAUAUCAGAUUGUUAUUAUGGUUAUCAUGUACAAGAAAUAUCAGAAAAAGAAAAACGACUAUCGUAAUACAGUGCGUGAAGGAAGUUCAUCAGAAGAAGAUGAAGGUAUAUUUGAAACAAUGGAUUUAUAUCAGGGUGCCCCUUUAACAAGAACAUCCAGAAGCAGUAAUUCCAGAAAUGGUGUAGAUAACAAUAUGCCAGAAAGUGUUCAAUAUGCUAUGUUAGAGUUAAAUGCUCCAAAUGGUUACAGGAUUCAUGGCAUCAAGCGGGAACAUGAGGUUCUGUACAGUACAAUAGACUUUACCAAGAAAGCGCCGCCAAUGCCUAAAAGUAUGGAAGUAGAUUCUGAUGAUGAAGAUUGGUCUUAA